Messenger RNA from Grus americana (Whooping crane), 4054 nucleotides. It is a transcript of the gene TLX1, whose product is annotated as T cell leukemia homeobox 1. Bases 781 to 1710 code for a protein of 309 amino acids. Gene Ontology annotation, molecular function: DNA-binding transcription factor activity, RNA polymerase II-specific; RNA polymerase II cis-regulatory region sequence-specific DNA binding. Gene Ontology annotation, biological process: regulation of transcription by RNA polymerase II; animal organ development. NCBI's taxonomy places the organism in Eukaryota, Metazoa, Chordata, Aves, Gruiformes, Gruidae. The record is from RefSeq and is a predicted model, not a curated record. The transcript has 3 exons. Gene Ontology annotation, cellular component: nucleus.
CGUAUGCUUUUCUCCGCUGUCAUUCACUCGGCUCCUUUCAGCAUCCAGCCAAUGGAGAGUGAGGGCCCGGGAGCAGCAGGCCUGUGGUAGCGUGAUUGAUGGGCAAGCGGGGCGGCGGGGCGCUCGCACUCGCACUCCGCCGUGCUCUGCUCCGCGCCGCUCCGCGGGGCUCUCGGCUCCCCACCGCCCGCGGCGGCGAGGGGUCCCGGGGGCACCUUCGUGUGUGCGCGCGUGUAUGUGUGUGGGUCUUGGGUGAGUGGCUCCUGGCUUGGGGUGGUUGUGUCUUGGUGGCGUGGGGGUGCUGGGUCUCAUCGGAGAGGGACCUGUGUGCGUGGGUGGGGGGGGUCGCGUCUCUGCUCUUGGAGGGUGUUGGGUCCAGGGGGUGUGUGUGUGGCGCGGUUGUGUCUCGAGUGUGCAGCUCCUCUGCCUCGGCUGGGCACGGCUGUCGUGUCCUGGGCUACGGGGUUGUUUAGCUCCCGUGCCUCGGUUGCGCAUGGCUCUGCUGUUGUGUCUUCGGGCUGAGCGUGUAGCUGUCGUGUCCCGGUUGUGCGUGGCUCUGCUGGUGUGUCUUGGGGUGCGCGACUGCUGUGCUAUGGGACUCAGCGCGUAGCCGGCGUGCCCCGGCUGUGCGCGGCUCCGUUGCCUGCCGUUGCCGUGUUUCGGGGCGGUGCGGGGCUGUGCUGCCCUGCCCGGGGUGGAGGUCCGGCCCCGGUGCCCCGGGGCGUUGUGCGCAGCUCCGCUGCCGAGACCGGGCGGCGGCGGCGGCUCCCGGGAGGCGGCAUGGAGCACCUCGGGGCUCACCACCUGCACCAAGGCCAAGCCGAGCCCAUCAGCUUCGGCAUCGACCAGAUCCUCAACACCUCGGAGCCGGGCAGCUGCAUGGUGUCGCACCCGCGGCUGCAGGACUCGACGGACUACGGGCUGGGCUGCAUCGUGGGCAGCGCCUACAACACGGUCACGGGUGGCUACGGGGCGAGCGGCGGCGCGGCCGGCGCCUACACCGGCACCUCUUGCAGCAUGGGCGGCCUGCCCGGCUCCUACAACGUGAACAUGGCGGUGAGCAUGAACGGCAACACCUUGAGCUCGGCCGGGGGGGUGAUCCGCGUCCCGGCCCAUCGCCCGGUGACCGGCGGCGUGCACCAGCCCCUCUCCGCCGCCGUGCCGGCGGUGAACGGCAUGAACAGUCUCACGGGGCUCACUUUCCCCUGGAUGGAGAGCAACAGGCGGUACACAAAAGACAGGUUCACAGUGGCCCUCUCACCCUUCACUGUAACACGCCGUAUAGGUCACCCCUACCAGAACCGCACGCCUCCCAAGAAGAAGAAGCCGCGCACCUCCUUCACCCGCCUGCAGAUCUGCGAGCUGGAGAAGCGCUUCCACCGGCAGAAGUACCUGGCCUCGGCCGAGCGCGCUGCCCUGGCCAAGGCCCUCAAGAUGACGGAUGCCCAGGUGAAAACCUGGUUCCAGAACCGGCGCACCAAGUGGAGGAGGCAGACGGCGGAGGAGCGGGAAGCCGAGCGGCAGCAGGCAAACCGCAUCCUCAUGCAGCUGCAGCAGGAGGCCUUCCAAAAAACCAUCAACCAGCCCAUCCAAGCCGACCCCAUCUGCGUCCACAAUUCCUCUCUCUUCGCCCUCCAGAACCUCCAGCCUUGGUCUGAUGACUCCACCAAGAUCACCAGCGUCACCACCGUCGCCUCCGCUUGCGAAUAAGGCUGGCACCCGCCGGUGGCACGUGCACCUUCUGCCGGCGGGGCUGUCCCCGGUGGGACCAUGGCAUCCCUGUUUGUCUCCAGGGAAGGCUGGCACCCUGUGGUCCUCCAGCCACACGUGCAUCCCACACAUCCUGCCAGGGAAACUCUCCAUGAGGACCAAAAGGAAGGGAAACCACACCAAAAACUCUCCCUGCCUGUGGAGUUGCUGGAGCAGCGGUGGUGUCUCACCUUCCCACCCCCACCCCCUGCCCCCCAGCCCUUUUUUUCUCUUGAAAGUCUCUGGUGCCAACCAUGAACUUGCUGACGUGGUGCCAGACAAAACCCCAGCCCUGACAGACAGGGCUGCCAGCAUUCACCCAGCCGGGGGAGAGAAAACUUCCUUCGGAAUCUGCUGGUGGCGGUGCAAAGCCUGGCGUCACCUCUAUAAAUCUCUGUGUGUGUGUGUGUGUGUAUAUAUAUAUAUAUAUAAAGUAUGUGUAUAUAUAUAUAUGUAUACUUUGGACUGAUGGCUUGAAACAAAAGGAGGAGGCUCCCUGGAAAGCGCGUCUCUGCCGUGAGCCUCCUCGGGUCGUCUGCGCCAGAGACGUUCGGGGAUGCAACAAAUGGAGGAAACAGCAGCAAUUUCUGCUUGCGCCAGAUGGGAACCCUUCGGAUCUCACCUCGCCGUCUCUCCUCCCCUUUUUCAUUAAUUUUUUCUUGUGAGGGGGGAAUAAGAGAAGGAUCUGACAGACUCCUGAGGACGGUAAAUAUGAUAUCUCAAUUGUAUGAAGAUCCCAAACUGUCCCUGGCUGCCACGGACUCCGUGCCCAUCAGUGUGUGUUUUAAUAACGAGAAGACCUUGGUGGCAGUUUGUGGGGGUAAUGCAGUUUCUUUCUGUGGAUUAUUUCCAUAUCAUUUGCAAAAUGUUGUCCAAUGUUUUAUUUUACCUGUUUCCCUUUAGAAGGCAAUUCCUGAUGGCAAAAAAUGGAUUUCACUCUCAACCAUUUAACUUAGUUGUUUCUUUAAUUGUACUGAGGGAAUGAGACACAAUUAAACAAAGCACUUCUUAUAGCAAAUGCCAGGAAUAUAUAGAUAUAUAUAUAUACAGUAUAUAUUUUUCAGUUACUUAUAAUCUAAAACAGCACUGCCAAUUUAAGCAGCUAGUACAAACAAGCAAUCAGAAAACCUAUUUUCAGUGAGAUUUUUAAAGGCAUUCGUUUGUUUGUUUUUUUAAGUUAUGCACUUAUAAGGUGGUUUAUGUGUAUUCAUUUUAUAAAGUGCUUGUGUAAUUUAUGUGGAAACGAAAAAGAAAAUAAAAAAAAUCUCCAGGGUACUAAAUAAAUCAUUUAAAGCCUUGAUCUUCCCUGUCUAUUAGUUCCCCGAGAGGAGACAGCGUAUCACAACUACUGCUGAAGCCUCUGCUAUUUUUUUAAAAUGAAAAUAGAGUUAGCAUUUCCAUUUGACUUUGCUCAGGUCCACUUGGCUUUGGAGGCUCCAGAGGUAAUUUGCUGUAUUUUAAUCCCCGAUCCUGUAAACAUUUUCAGGCUUCAGCCCGGCAGUGCUUUAAUCAAAGCCCUUCUGGGGGGCUUGUGGGGGGUGGCAGGAAUUGCACAGGGGCUUGGCCUUAAACUCAUGUUAAAUAAUGUCUUGAAUGAGACCUGGGAGUGGGGUCUCUCCUGGGCUGGGAGGGUCUAGAAAUAUUUGUGCCUGAAACUUUAUAUAAAAAGUGGCAUUUGGAUAUAAAAAAAUCUACAAGAGUACAUUUUAGAGGCAACCUUGUAGGGAAUUAUCCUAGGGACCCUGUUUUCUGUUCAUGCUCAGCGUUGUUCGGGGACAUCAUCCCCAGCUAGGCAAGCCUUUCUCAGAGGAAAAUCAAACCGGUGGGAAAACUCGCAUUCCUUACGGCCAGGGAAGCUGUGUUGACUUCAGCCUGGCGUUUCCUUCCAGCACUGGGGAUCACCGGGUAAAGGAUGUUGGAGGAGAGGACUGGAAAGGGCGGCCAGCCAGGAGCUGCUGGCAGGGACCCCCCGACGUGGCCCUGGGGUCCAGACUGCCUGUGGGACGUGGGUGACAAAAUACCCCAAGCCUUUGAUACCCGACGGUCGAUAUUGCUCCUGGAAGCUGGGUCCUCUGGGUGCAGCAUUGCUGGGAGCUUGUUAAGGAAGCGUAUGAAUAGCCUGCUUUAUCCAAAAUCUGUUAUUGUAGGAUUGGGCUGAAAAUUUAUGGUGCUGCAGGAUUUUCCCAUCCUGCAGUCCAACGUGUGAGGGAACACAGAGAAACAUCUGCAGCGAUGGAGAGACAAGCAGUCAAAAAAGAAAAAGAAAAAAAAGAAAAAAAAAGAAAAAAAAAAGAAAAAAAAAGAA